UUAAGUGCUACUUUUCAGCGGCUCAACACGAGAGCAACCAGUUCAGUUGGACUCCGUCACCUCAGCGGAAGCACAAAGAUUCUGCGUCUCCCUCAAUCUGGGAGGGAUCUCCAUUGUCCAAUUCUCUUGUGCUAAUGUGAAUAAGAAAAAAUACAAUAGUAAGAAAAGAAAAAAAAAAUCCAUAGUGGGUGCAGUGCUCAAAAGAAUUUUGUGGACAGGUGAAGAAGGUACAAAGAAGCAAUAAUAAGAAGAAAUAUUCCAAAAGGGAAAUUUCUUGUGUGCACUCGAUGUGUGAUUGCGUGGAAAAGAGCUGACUUAGCAGGGAAUUGGAGCCUUACCUGAUACCCAAGUGAGGUGCUUUCAAAAAUCACCUGGGCAGUCGCAUUGAGAAGAAUUCCAGCAUAUAACGGUAGCUUCCGGAGUGCGAAAGGUGGAAAUAUUUGGCGAAAAUCGCACCGUGUGUGACCACCAGUUCUCUUUGAUGGGUUCACUUGUGAUACGAGCAACAUAGCAAUAUGAACUUCUUGAGCCGUUUCAACCUAGUCAUUUUAUUAGAAUUAGUGAUAUACAAUUUAUCAAAAGUCUAUUCCCAUGUAAUUAUUAGUAAUUACAAUGCUCUUGAUGGUGGACUCGACGGAGGUCAAGAUGUCAUCUGGGACGCCCACAAUAUUUCAAGUCUUCCACGCAGUGUAACCCCUAUUUUGACACCCUCCAAUCAUACCCACACACCACCGCCGAUUCCCGGUGAUGAUUACGAUCUCCUGAGGCGACUCAAAGAGGCAGCACGACGGGAUGAUGUGGGUGAUGAGCGGAUGCUGUGGAAUGAUGCAACACCUGACAGUACACUGUACCCGCCGCUCGUGGAAAAAGCCCUGAAGCUGUUUAAUCUCAAACAGGUGGCUUAUGAAAUUGAGACAAGUGUAAUGUCAAAGGUGUCCUGUACUGCUUGCAAAGCAGGUGCUGGACUCCUACAGCACUACAUAAAGACAGGACGCACCAAGGAGGAGAUCAUUAAGACAAUCUUCCACUACUGUGUCUACCUGAAGAUUCAGAGUCGGCGUGUUUGCGAGGGUGUAAGCCAGCUUUUUGGGGUUGAAGUGAUCUACGUGCUGGAACGCGUAACAAUUGGUCCCGAUGAGAUUUGUAGCUUUGUAAUUGGGGAUGCAUGUGGUGACGUCUACAAUCCCUACCAUGAGUGGGAGGUGGCUUUCCCGCCAGUUGCAAAACCUGAUCCAAAAGAAAUUCCCCUGCCAAAGGAAGGAGCGCCCCUGUUCAAGGUUCUUCAUCUCUCGGACACGCACUACGAUCCGUACUACGCUCAGGGUUCCAAUGCGGAGUGCAAUGAGCCACUCUGCUGUAGGAUAACCAAUGGUAUGCCAUCGACACCCAAUGGGGCUGCUGGAAAAUGGGGUGACUACCGAAAGUGCGAUACACCACAAAGAACCGUGGACCAUUUGCUGCAUCACAUUGCUACCACGCACACGGAUAUUGAUUACAUUCUGUGGACAGGUGACCUUCCACCGCAUGAUGUGUGGAAUCAGACAAAGGAGGAAAAUCUCAAGAUAAUUAAGGACACCGUCAAACAGAUGUCUGAGAGCUUCCCUGGAAUUCCAAUCUUCCCAGCACUUGGGAAUCAUGAGAGUGCUCCCGUGAAUAGCUUCCCACCACCGUAUGUGAAUCAGGUGGACACCUCCAUUGCCUGGCUAUACGACGAGCUAGACGUGCAGUGGCGCAAAUGGUUGCCCAGCAGUGUCUCUCAUACUGUACGUCGUGGUGCCUUCUACUCCGUUCUCGUACGCCCGGGCUUCCGUAUUAUUUCCCUCAAUAUGAACUACUGCAACAACAAAAAUUGGUGGCUCCUACUGAACUCAACAGAUCCCGCCACGGAACUCCAAUGGCUCAUCUACGAGCUACAGAGUGCUGAAUUUUCUAAUGAAAAAGUUCACAUUAUCGGCCAUAUUCCACCAGGACAUUCAGACUGUCUCAAAGUAUGGUCACGAAAUUACUACAAAAUUGUUUCGCGGUACGAAAGUAUCGUGACGGGGCAAUUCUUCGGUCAUACGCAUUUUGAUGAAUUUGAAAUAUUCUACGAUCCCGAUGACCUCAGUAGAGCCACAAAUAUCGGCUAUAUUGGACCAUCAGUCACACCGUACAAUGACCUCAAUCCAGGCUAUCGCAUUUACUAUGUGGACGGAGAUCACGGUGCCACCACGCGCCUUGUCGUUGAUCACGAGUCAUGGAUCAUGAACCUGAGAGAGGCAAAUCUGUAUGAUUAUCCCAUUUGGUAUAAACUCUACUCAACGAGGGCAGCAUACGCCAUGAAGGGUUUGCGACCGUCGGAUUGGGAUGAAUUUGUGACGAAAAUGGCAGAAAAUCAGGAGCUCUUCGACCUGUAUUACAAACACUACUGGAAGAAUUCAAUUGUACGACCCGAAUGCAACUUUGAGUGUAAGAAAAGGAUUUUAUGCGACGCCAAAAGUGGUCGGAGUCACGACAGGAAGCACUUUUGUGCGGAGGUUGAAUCCAAAAUUGAUGAUUACAGCAACAAAGGUUGGAGAUCUUGGUUUUAUCAUGGAUUUAGCGUUUCGUAUGUAUUUGAUGAAUUAUUUCCAAAGACGACACAAGAACUGGUUGAGGAUGACACCAAUUAGUUAUACUUUGUUAUAACAAAAUUAAACAGCUAAAAAAAAUAAGAAACAGAAAACAAACCACUCUUGGUGGAGGUGGUGUGUGGGAGGGUAUAAUAUCAAUAACAUGGGGACAAAAAAGACAAUGGAUACGGUGUAGAGCAGUUUUUUUUGCAUAAAUUUUCUUUAAUAUCCUUUUGGUAACUCUGUGCGCUAUUAUGUGUGGCUGGAUGGUGCUCAAAUGAAUUUUUUACUACUUUAGGGAAGGAUAUACAGAAUAACCUGUCUAUUUUCUGCCUCUUUUCAUCCUCAUUUCCCACUGAAUUUCUCUCGUGUUUUUUUCUCGUUCAUUUUCAUUCUGUGUUGCUCUUUUAUUGAGCAACUUCAUUCCUCGUUCUUACUGCUUUUUAUUGACAUCAGAGUUGAAAUUUUAUUAAAUGAAGAUCAUGUGAGUGAGAAUACAAUUUUGAAAAAAGAGAAAGAAUAUCAAAAUAUUUUCAGUCUUUUUGUCAUUUUAUUAAUUUUUUUUGCUCGAAAAAAAAAAAGACAUUUCUUACCAAAAGAAAAGUUGCAAAUGCGAAUGAGUAUAAAGAUCACAAAAUAUUCUUUUAAUUAAGUAUAAUUCAAUGGAAAAGAUCCUUAAAAACUAUUUGAUACAAAUCAACAAAUUUCACUCGUUUUUAGGUACAAAGAGACUGUAAGAAAUUCUUUAAUAAAAUUUUUCUUUGACGAUCGUUCAAUUCAAGAUUUAAUAAAAUUUCAACUCUGCUUUAUCACAAUCUUUCCUUUACACGUUUGAAUUAUUUUAAUUAACAUUACAUAUAUAAUGUAUACCAAACUUGGGUCUUUUCAUCUCCAUUUCAUUAUUCACUCUCUUUUCGCAGGAUGAAUGUCCUUAUGUCGAUAGCAAAAUUGCCAAAGUACGUCUUUAGGCUGGGAUAGCGGAGCUCCUCCAUGCCCGAGAUUUCGUCCCCAAGAUUGUGUCGAGAUGCCAUUUUGUGUUUUAUAAGAUUUGCAAUAAAUUUAAUUAACUUGACCACAA
This is a messenger RNA of Lutzomyia longipalpis, 3669 nucleotides long. RefSeq names its product sphingomyelin phosphodiesterase. The transcript has 7 exons. Gene Ontology annotation, cellular component: lysosome. Gene Ontology annotation, biological process: sphingomyelin catabolic process; ceramide biosynthetic process. Bases 516 to 2651 code for a protein of 711 amino acids. The record is from RefSeq and is a predicted model, not a curated record. Gene Ontology annotation, molecular function: acid sphingomyelin phosphodiesterase activity. NCBI's taxonomy places the organism in Eukaryota, Metazoa, Arthropoda, Insecta, Diptera, Psychodidae.